Molecule: messenger RNA, 878 nt
Organism: Leptomonas pyrrhocoris
Lineage: Eukaryota; Euglenozoa; Kinetoplastea; Trypanosomatida; Trypanosomatidae
Exons: 1
Coding region: 135-878 (247 amino acids)
Source: RefSeq, a predicted model, not a curated record
AGGAUGCACUGACUGGUUGCUGUGAAUGUUUUCUUUUUCCUUUUUUUUAUGUGCCAGGCAAAAACAACCACACAGUUCUAGAUGAAAAGUGCAAAUAACCUCUUGGUGAUUUCCGACACUUAGCUUCUCACCACAUGGAUCAGGCAGCUGUGUCGGAGUGGAGCGUCGUUGGGACGUUUCGUAAGCGUCCUGUCCCGCAAGGUCCUAUAAUUGACUUAACAUCCGAUUUGAGCAAGCACACCUCCUUAAACAACGAAGACGAUACCCCGGUGCUGCUCUACGAAGCAAAAACGGACGAAAACCAACAGCCGUCGCGUGUGCCGCGCUACCUUGCACGCAAAGUUGCCAUACCUCCUCCCUCCUUUCAAAAACUGAAAGUGGUGUCCCUUGCGCUACCUCGUCCAACCGACAACGUAGCGGUGGGCGAAAACCUGCCCAAUGUGGACUGCGCUGAGCCAAUCACCACACUCUCCUGUCACAGGGACGGUGUUCGGAGGAAGUACCCCUACGCUGUUGGAACGGUGCUUCCUGCUCCGCCGCAACUCGCGUUUAUUCUCCCUGUUGCCAUCUUUCUGGCUGACAUUGCGUUGCUCGUCGUUAGUCUCACCACGCACAAACCUAGGAAUGGACUGAUUGCUGCGUGCUGUUUGCUGGUAUUAGUCCCGGAUAUCGGCGCGCUUGUCUUAUUGUUGAAGCGUGGGAUUUACUCAACUACGUUUGCCAUACACCUUCUUCUGUGGCCAAAUAUUGUGCUUCUUUUCAUUCAGCCUUUCGUUUCGUUGCUUUUCAUGAUACAUUUUAUUUUGACAGCGAUCAUGGUGAUGUACUGCCUACGAGUCCGGGCUAGCACGUACACGACCUUUUUCACCUUGCGCUGA